Molecule: messenger RNA, 1217 nt
Organism: Tilletiaria anomala UBC 951
Lineage: Eukaryota; Fungi; Basidiomycota; Exobasidiomycetes; Georgefischeriales; Tilletiariaceae
Product: NAD(P)-binding protein
Exons: 4
Coding region: 67-1149 (360 amino acids)
Cellular component (GO): cytoplasm
Source: RefSeq, a predicted model, not a curated record
CCUGCUCAUCCUCUCCUACGGCAGACUUCCGAUCGGAGACCAUCAAGCAGAAACUUAACUACGAACAUGUCUGUCACGGUGUACAGCAAAUCGCAGGUGGACGCAGUGCUGCUGCAGCUAUCUCGUCAACCAUCAACCCUGCUGGGAAACCAAGCUGAGGUCUUCUAUCAAGUGUCUGCAGCAGCAAAGCAACCAGACCUCGCACAAUGCAUGCAAAUCCCGCAGCGACUCGCGAUUAAUGCGCCUAAUCAUCACAUGCUGUUCAUGCCCGCCCGUGCGCUUGACACGACCGCGAUCAAGAUCGUCAGCGUGCCGAAAGACGGGAUACCCGGUGGGAUACCCGGGACCACACUGCUCUUUGACGAUGAGACCGGGGUGUUGAAGGCUGUCAUGGAUGCGUCGUCCCUCACCGCCGCCAGGACUGCUGCAGGCUCGGCAUUAGCGACGGCUCUGGUUCUUCCGCCUGGCACCUCUACCGUGUCGGGUAUCGCAGUCUAUGGAAGCGGUGCACAAGCAUACUGGCACGCAUUGUUGCUCACUUCGCUCUAUGAACGUACCCUCGAAAUGGUCGCUUUCAUGGUCCCCAAAGGGCGAAGUAGCACUCGUGCGAGAGCGACCCUUGAUCGGCUGAAAGCUGCGCUAAUGCCCGAGCGUUCAUCAACGCUGUCGUUUCUGGUGUCUGAGAACAAGAAUUUGCUGAAACACGCGGACAUUGUGUGCUGCUGCACACCUAGCACAACGCCGCUCUUCCGAAUGAACUCGCUUAAGCCUGGCGCGCAUCUCAACCUCAUCGGGUCAUAUAAACCACACAUGCAAGAAGUAGAAGAGCAGCUCGUUCUCCAAGCGCAAUCGCGGGGCCUGAUCAUGGUGGAUUCAAUAUCAUCAUGCCGUACUGAAGCAGGCGAUCUCUUGAAAGCAGAGAUAGAUUGGACCAAAACUCGCGAGCUUGGUACUCUCGUGCAGCCACCGCCCGCGGUGGAAGUCGAUGUUGCAGCCAACGAGCGCGAGAGAUCAGAGAUGGACGUCGCUAGCAUCGGGAAGGAUUCAACACGGUUCACGAUAUUCAAGAGUGUCGGGAUUGGCGCUCAAGAUGUCGCCAUUGCCAAGCUAGUCCAAAGGUUUGCUUCCGGGCAGACUGUGCAUGUGUAAAGGUCUGGCAUCUUCUUGAUUUGCCAAACUGCAAACAUAGUAUUGUACUGUACUGCUAAUGUGAAGAC